This is a messenger RNA of Monopterus albus (swamp eel), 3318 nucleotides long. Its product is annotated as activin receptor type-1. Gene Ontology annotation, biological process: heart development; protein phosphorylation; cellular response to growth factor stimulus. NCBI's taxonomy places the organism in Eukaryota, Metazoa, Chordata, Actinopteri, Synbranchiformes, Synbranchidae. Gene Ontology annotation, cellular component: plasma membrane; BMP receptor complex. Bases 327 to 2381 code for a protein of 684 amino acids. Gene Ontology annotation, molecular function: transmembrane receptor protein serine/threonine kinase activity; ATP binding. The transcript has 12 exons. The record is from RefSeq and is a predicted model, not a curated record.
CUUGCUCCUCCAAUCCUGGGGUUUUGCCUUCGUAGCGCCGCCCGGAGUGAGAGUUGUGUCCUGGACAGUGCAAAUGUGUGAAGGGCAGCGGCACAAGAUGUUAGCUUAUCUUUUUUUCCUCUUUUGAACGUGAAAAUCCUGCGAAUUUACUGCUCUUUUUUAUUUAAACCGAGCGAGCGACUGAGGAUAAUGUUGGCGUCACGGAGGCUCUGCUUUGCAGACUUUGGAAAACACAUCGGGCAUUCUCGGUGAAUUCCCGGGAGAUGGCCACAUAGUUCGACCUGCUCCACUUACCGAGCCCCGAUAAAGCACUUUGAAGGUCUACAAUGACAGUUGGGGACAUGUUUGUUUUGGUUUUGGUUGUCCUGGCCUUUCCCUGUUCUAGCUUAGAAGGUGAGAGCAGCCUAAGAAACUCUGAAUGCCUCUGUGACGGAUCAUCUUGCAGCAAUGGGGGCCGAUGUUUCGGCCCACAGUGCUUCACCUCUCUCUCCGUGAUGAACGGGACAUCUGUCCUUCGUAAGGGUUGCAUUGUGGGUAACGAAGAAGGGUUCCUGAGCUGCGGAAGUCCACUGACUCCUGAGUUGGUGAUAGAGUGCUGCUCCGGGGAUUUGUGCAACUUGAACAUCUCCUUGCAGUCAUUGGUGAAAGAUGUAGAACAGUCUGCUGGCAGACCAGUCCUCAGAGACCAGAAAUGCGUGUGCGAGGGCGUUGCGUGUGAGCGUGACCGUCACUGCACAGGCCAGCAGUGUUUCUCCUCUCUGAAAAUGAUUGAUGGGGUGGCCGUCCAACAGAAGGGCUGCCUGAGGGACGACGAGGAGGGCAGAGCCACCUGUGCCUCGCCACCCUCGUCGGCCCAUGUUGUCAAGUGCUGCCAGGGCCAUCUGUGUAACAUGAAUGUCACUGUGCAAUCUCUAGGAAAAGAGGAGGUGAUGAAGCCCCUGAUCAAAGAAGAGCAUGAGUGUGUGUGUGAGGGCAGCUCAUGUGCGACAGGGAAUCGCUGCCUGGGCCACCAGUGUUUCUCAUCUCUGAUAGUCAGUGCUGGUUCCCUGGUGCAUCAGAAAGGCUGCUUUAAGGUUUAUGAGCAGAGUACAUUGACCUGUAAGACCCCUCCUUCCAGAGACCAGAUUGUGGAGUGCUGCCACGGGCACCUGUGUAACAUGAACAGCACUGUGGAGCUGCCUGUCAGAGCUGAUGAGCUGCCAAACUACAGCGUGACCACGCUGGCUAUCAUCAUCGUGGUGCCCAUCAUCAUCCUCAUCGUUCUCUCCACUGUAGCUAUCCUCGUAUUUAGACGCAUCCACCACAACCAAAUGGAGAGACUGACGUCACGAGAUGCUGAAUACGGAACUAUUGAUGGCCUCAUAGCAUCAAAUGUAGGGGAGAGCACUCUGGCGGAUUUGCUAGAUCAUUCCUGUACUUCAGGCAGUGGCUCAGGACUUCCAUUCCUUGUUCAGAGAACUGUUGCUCGACAAAUUACACUCAAUGAGUGUGUGGGUAAAGGCCGUUAUGGUGAAGUGUGGAGGGGUCAGUGGCAAGGAGAGAGUGUCGCUGUCAAAAUCUUCUCCUCCAGAGAUGAGAAGUCCUGGUUCAGAGAGACUGAGAUCUACAAUACGGUGCUGCUGAGACAUGAGAACAUCCUCGGCUUCAUCGCUUCAGACAUGACCUCGAGGAACUCCAGCACUCAGUUGUGGCUGAUCACUCACUUCCACGAGAUGGGCUCAUUGUAUGACUACCUUCAACUCAGCACCCUCGAUGCAUCCGGCUGCCUCCGCAUGGCACUCUCUAUCGCAAGUGGCUUGGCACAUCUGCACGUUGAGAUCUUCGGCACACAGGGCAAACCGGCCAUCGCGCACAGAGACCUGAAGAGCAAAAAUAUACUGGUUAAAAAGAACGGGCAGUGUUGCAUUGCUGACCUUGGUCUGGCCGUGAUGCAUUUUCAAGACACCAAUGAGUUAGAUGUGGGGAACAACCCUAAAGUGGGCACAAAGCGCUACAUGGCCCCCGAAGUGCUCGACGACUCUAUCCAGAUGGACUGUUUCGAAUCCUACAAGAGAGUGGACAUCUGGGCCUUGGGGCUGGUCCUGUGGGAGGUCGCCAGGAGAACAGUCAGCAAUGGCAUUGUAGAAGAUUACAAGCCACCUUUUCAUGACGUGGUUCCAAGUGAUCCCAGUUUUGAGGAUAUGAAGAAGGUUGUGUGUGUUGAUCAGCAGAGGCCCAACAUCCCAAACAGAUGGUUCUCGGACCCAACUUUAACCUCGAUGGCUAAACUCAUGAAGGAGUGCUGGUACCAGAAUCCAUCAGCUAGGUUAACAGCGUUGCGCAUCAAAAAAACUCUCACAAAGAUCGACAACUCUCUGGACAAAAUCAAAACAGACAUUUGAGCCUGUCUCAAGAAGAGGAGGCAGACAUGUACUAAAGGCUUUUGAAGACAUCCAGCGGGCGGACCAUCUUGGAGAAAUCUCAGAAGACAAAAGACUUGGGUUUAGUGCCCUUAUAGUGGCACAGACCUGUAUUUAUUUGAAAACACAUUUUGGCAUCCAAAGAUGGCUUACUAGGCAUUUCUGAGACUGCCAGUGGUCUUGGAAAAGAAAAUAUAGGACAUAGGAAUAGGGAAAUAUCUAUUCAAGCUAUAACACUGUUAGAAAUAUUCUUCAAGGAAGAAACUGUUACCUUGGCAUUUGAGCAGUCUUGCUUUUUUUUGUUUAACACUUUUUUUUUUUUUUUUACCUUGACCAAUGUCUAAACAUAUUAGCAGUUUAACUUUAUCUCUGUAAUUGUACAGUACUGCAUUGUUCAUUUGGACAAGAGGCCAACCUGCCAGUUUAUUCAUUAUACUUUUUAAAACUGAGAUCACAGUAUUAUGAGAAUUAUGUUAAAAAGUCAAUUACUUUGUCAUGCACCCUUGUUUACAGUGCUGUCAGAGCAAGUUUCUUGCAUUAUAAUCAACCAUAUAACAUUUCGUUGUGCAGAUGCACCAAUGGCACUGUUCUUUUUGUGAGAUAUCAUCCAACUUGAGGUAUUCUGUUGUAGACUUUUUAAUUAUCACCAUGGAUUUUACAUACCUGUUCUGAUUUGCUUAUUCAGCUUUACAAACAGAUGCAAAAAGAACAAAUAAAAAUAUCUACUAGAUGAACUGAACUCUGUUUCCCCAGAGACCUUUUACUAAGCCUGUACAGCCUGUAUACUGUCCUGACGUGUGCAUUGUUGUCUAAAUGAGUGCACUGUCAAGUAAAUGAAGUCAAACUUCAGCCUUUUUUUUUUAAAUUUCCAUAACAUUUUAUAUCAGUUAUUGAUUUCUAUUAAUUAAAUAGAAAAAAA